CGGCUCGGCGGGCGCGUCACGUGGCUGGCGCAGCGCGGCCUCCAGGCUCCGGGCGCGGGCGAGGGGCCGGGCGGGAGGACUGACAGACCCACGGACGCUCCACCGGCGGCACCCGGCCGGGCGGGCUGGGCGCAGCGCGGGGCGGCCCGGGGACGCCGGGGCCGGGCGGGCUGCUCGUUGCGGGGCAUGGGCGCGCCGGGGGUCCCCGGGCCCAGGCCGGCCGCGGCGGGGCUCCCGGGGCGCGGGGGCAGCGGCGGGCGGGGGUCUUCCCUGGCGGCCGCCGCUGAGCCCCCGCGGGGCCCGUGACGCCGCGGCCGAUGUGGCCCCGCGCGCGCUACGGGCCUGCACCGCCACCGCACAAAGACGCCUUGGGAGCCGCCGCCUGCACCCGGACCGCAGCAGCCACGCCAGCCGGAGCCCGAGCCCUAGCCCGAGCCCGAGCCCGAGCCGCAACCAGAGCCAGAGCCGCAGCCGGAACCGGAGCCGGAGCCUGGGGGCAGGAGGCGGCGCCCGCGGGCGGCCGGGCCCGGCAUGGAGAAGCGCGCGGCCGCGGGGCUGGAGGGCGCGCCGGGCGCCCGGGCGCAGCUGGCCGUCGUCUGUCUGGUGAACAUCUUUCUCACCGGGAGACUCAGCAGUGCAGUUCCUGCCUUAGCGGCCUGCAGUGGGAAGCUGGAGCAGCACACGGAGCGGCGUGGGGUCAUCUACAGCCCGGCCUGGCCCCUCAACUACCCGCCAGGCACCAACUGCAGCUGGUACAUCCAGGGCGACCGUGGUGACAUGAUUACCAUCAGCUUCCGCAACUUUGAUGUGGAGGAGUCCCACCAGUGCUCCCUGGACUGGCUCCUGCUGGGCCCAGCAGCCCCGCCCCGCCAGGAGGCCUUCCGCCUCUGUGGCUCCGCCAUCCCACCUGCCUUCAUCUCUGCCCGCGACCAUGUCUGGAUUUUCUUCCACUCGGACGCCUCCAGCUCCGGCCAGGCCCAAGGCUUCCGUCUGUCUUAUAUCCGAGGGAAGCUGGGCCAGGCAUCCUGCCAGGCAGAUGAGUUCCGCUGUGACAACGGCAAGUGCCUGCCCGGCCCGUGGCAGUGCAACACGGUGGACGAGUGUGGAGACGGCUCUGAUGAGGGCAACUGCUCAGCGCCCGCCUCCGAGCCUCCGGGCAGCCUGUGCCCUGGGGGGACCUUCCCAUGCAGCGGGGCUCGCUCCACGCGCUGCCUGCCUGUGGAGCGGCGCUGUGACGGCUUGCAGGACUGUGGCGAUGGCUCAGAUGAGGCGGGCUGCCCCGACCUGGCCUGCGGCCGGCGGCUGGGCAGCUUCUAUGGCUCCUUUGCCUCCCCAGACCUGUUCGGCGCCGCCCGCGGGCCCUCAGACCUUCACUGCACGUGGCUGGUGGACACACAGGACUCCCGGCGGGUGCUGCUGCAGCUGGAACUGCGGCUGGGCUACGACGACUACGUGCAGGUAUACGAGGGCCUGGGCGAGCGCGGGGACCGCUUGCUGCAGACGCUGUCCUACCGCAGCAACCACCGGCCCGUGAGCCUGGAGGCCGCCCAGGGCCGCCUCACCGUGGCCUACCACGCGCGCGCCCGCAGCGCCGGCCACGGCUUCAAUGCCACCUACCAGGUGAAGGGCUAUUGCCUCCCCUGGGAGCAGCCGUGCGGGAGCAGUAGUGACAGUGACGGGGGCAGCCCGGGCGACCAGGGCUGCUUCUCGGAGCCACAGCGCUGUGAUGGCUGGUGGCAUUGUGCCAGCGGCCGAGACGAGCAGGGCUGCCCUGCCUGCCCGCCCGACCAGUACCCCUGCGAGGGUGGCAGUGGUCUGUGCUACACGCCUGCGGACCGCUGCAACAACCAGAAAAGCUGUCCCGACGGCGCCGAUGAGAAGAACUGCUUCUCCUGCCAGCCCGGCACCUUCCACUGCGGUACCAACCUGUGCAUCUUUGAGACGUGGCGCUGUGACGGCCAGGAAGACUGCCAGGACGGCAGCGAUGAGCACGGGUGCCUGGCCGCCGUGCCCCGCAAGGUCAUCACGGCGGCGCUCAUCGGCAGCCUGGUGUGCGGCCUGCUGCUGGUCAUCGCGCUGGGCUGCGCCUUCAAGCUCUACUCACUUCGCACGCAGGAGUACAGGGCCUUCGAGACCCAGAUGACGCGCCUGGAGGCUGAGUUCGUGCGGCGGGAGGCACCCCCAUCCUAUGGUCAGCUCAUCGCCCAGGGCCUCAUUCCACCCGUGGAGGACUUUCCUGUCUACAGUGCGUCCCAGGCCUCUGUGCUGCAGAAUCUUCGCACAGCCAUGCGGAGACAGAUGCGUCGGCACGCCUCCCGCCGGGGGCCCUCCCGCCGCCGCCUCGGCCGCCUCUGGAACCGGCUCUUUCACCGGCCGCGGGCGCCCCGAGGCCAGAUCCCACUGCUGACCGCAGCACGCCCCUCACAGACCGUGCUGGGCGAUGGGUUCCUGCAGCCUGCUCCAGGGGCUGCCCCUGACGCCCCAGCACCGCUCAUGGACACAGGCAGCACCAGGGCGGCCGGAGACGGACCCCCCAGUGCCCCCGGCCGUGCACCGGAGGUGGGACCUUCAGGGCCACCCUUGCCCUCGGGCCUGCGAGACCCAGAGUGCAGGCCCGUGGACAAGGACAGAAAGGUCUGCAGGGAGCCACUGGCAGACGGCCCAGCUCCUGCGGAUGCACCUCGGGAGCCCUGCUCAGCCCAGGACCCGCACCCCCAGGCCUCCACUGCCAGCAGCACCCUGGGCCCCCACUCGCCAGAGCCACUGGGGGUCUGCAGGAGCCCCCCGCCCCCCUGCUCCCCAAUGCUGGAGGCCAGCGAUGAUGAAGCCCUGUUGGUCUGUUGACCGCUGGGCUCGCUGGUGACCGCCACAGCCCCGCUUUGUAACCAGGGAAUACACAGUCAUUUCUACCCUGCCUCUGCGUCCUUUCUUAUGGAGAGGCCCUCCGGGGACCCCAGCCGAGGGGCUGGGCCCUCAGCCAGCUGGCUGCACUGGUGGGCAUGGUGGGCGGGAGCUCUGGGACUGAACAGCUGGGGAGAAGGAUGGAGCGGUGAGCCCAUCUGCAGGGUCCCAGUGUACACAAGCACCCUGGGGUCUCACUUCUGUCCCCCGACUCCAUUCUGGGAACCCAUUUCCAGAGAAGCAGGGGACCAGAGCCUUUUUGCUUCAUCUGCCCUGCAGUGGCACCAGCCGCCCCUAGAGCUGGGAGUUGUCAUGAGGAUGGGGCCGGGCCAUGGGGACGCUGGGUCUCAUCCGUGGUGACUGUUCUGCCCACGCCUCACCCUCUUCCUGUCCAGCAAGGCCCCUGGAGGACCUGGGUUGGGCAGCUCCUGCCAAACCCUCAUGCCCCUGGCCAGGCAGGCGCCCUUUGCCCUCCCUGAGGGUCCAAUCUCCUGGGCACUGUGGCAGGGCCAGGGUGUGUGCCUGGUGUACAGGAAGCCCUUGGAGUUCCCUGCAGGCCUCAAAGACCCCAGGACAUGCUGCUCUGUGCUUUCUGGGGACAGAGAGGCCGAGGCACCAACAGCAGUGGCCACAUCUGUUCCAUCCUAUCUCAGGGCCUCAGUUUCCCCACCUGUAAGCCAGGGUGAGACUGUGGGCUCUGAAGUCCUGACCUUCAGUCUGCGGUGAUUUAUGGGAAGAAAGACAAUCUCAGCUGGGAGCCCCGGAGCUCUCCUGGGUGGCCGAGCUCAGACUGGCAUCGAGCGGCCUGGGGUAGGGGCGGACUGAGCUGCUCCCCCAUCCUUGACAUCCCUUUAGGGCAGGGGGACUCUGGGUGCCAUGGUGGGGAGUGCCUGUGUCAAGCAGCAAAGCCCCCUAAUGUCGAGAGCCUCCUCCAGGGCCUGCCACGGCAUCUUCCUGGCCAGCAACAUGUGUGCACCCACCGAGGUAUGCCCCAGCCGCUCCCGUCUGUGCCCAUCAGGGACUCCCCAUAGCGCGAGCGAACAGCCAGCCCUGUUUAUUUAUAGGCCUUUUCAGGAAAAGCUAGCAGGGCAGUGCUAAGACAGGAAACCCAGUCCACAUUUUAGGGCUUCCUUAAAACAGGCUUCUAAGAGUCGUAUCUUUUUUUUUUUUUCCCAGAAAGAAAAAAAGACAAAACUUUUUUGCCAAAACACCUCCUCAAUAAACAACAUGUAAACAGAAA
This is a messenger RNA of Nomascus leucogenys (northern white-cheeked gibbon), 4141 nucleotides long. It is a transcript of the gene LRP3, whose product is annotated as LDL receptor related protein 3. Gene Ontology annotation, cellular component: plasma membrane. Gene Ontology annotation, molecular function: protein binding. The record is from RefSeq and is a predicted model, not a curated record. Lineage: Eukaryota; Metazoa; Chordata; Mammalia; Primates; Hylobatidae.